AUGAACAAUCUGAUUGAUGAUGAAGAUGACGAUUCAAUAUUUGAUGAUAUUGAACAUCGUCAUGAAAAUGAUGCAACAAAUUCUUCAAAUAUAAUGGCAGCAACAACAUUAAUUGAUGAUAAAUGGGCAUGUUCAGUAUGUACAUAUUUAAAUUUUGCUGUUGCACCAAAAUGUACUAUGUGUCGACAACCUAAAAUAACAACAAUAUAUGCAGCAGCAGCAGAUAUUUAUCAAUUAAACGCAUCAUCAGAAUCUAAUGCACAACAAGAACAAGCACAACAACAAAUACCAGCAACAUAUAUUGAUUCCGUUGAAAAAUGGCCAUGUGAUCAAUGUACAUUUCUUAAUUAUCCAAGAGCUAUACGUUGUACACAAUGUGGAUCAUAUCGUCUUAUUGGAACAUCACGUUUUUCACCUGUUCAACCAUCAAUUGAUACAAAUACUAAUGAACGAAUUUCACCACCACCAUCAAGCGCUGAUACUCGUCUUGUUUCUCAACGAUUAAAAAAAUGGACUUGUACUCGAUGUACAACUGAUAAUUAUCCAGCAACAAAAAAAUGUAUAUCAUGUGGAAGUUCUCGUCAUAAUAGUACAAAUAAUCCUAAUCCAAUAAUAUCAACACCAACAUGUUCAUCAACUCUAAUUGGUACAGAUGAAGAACAACGUAUGAAUGCAAUAAAUAAAUCCAUGGAAAAUAUUAAUGUUGAAAGAGUAUCGAAUAAAGAAAGUAAACAUAAUCGUAUAAGUGUUGAAAAACGUUUAAUAACAAAUAAAAGAAAUUCAUCAUCAGCAACAUCUGAUCGUUUAUGGUUAAAAGCAUGUCAAACAUUACUUGAUCAAGGUUCAUUAACUGUUGUUUUUGAAUAUUUACUUUGUGGCGGUGAUCCAACACGACAAAUAACAAUUGAAGAUAGUCAAUAUCUUAAUUGUUCAUAUUUACCAUCAAUUGAUGUUGUUGGACGUACAUUAAAAAAUUUAGCUAAUAUAACUGGACAAAUCGAACAAUUUUGUAAAUUUGAAACAGCAUUUCAACAAUUAAUGAGACAACAAAAAAAACUACCACAUCAACGACGUGUACCAGCUAAUAUAUGUAAUCGAAUAAAUCGAAUGAUUCAACAUUUUUUUCAUAGUCAUUUAAAAUUAAAAAAAGUUGCCGAUUUUCGAUCAUAUGUUUUAACAGAAUGGUUUACAGCUGUUUUACCAGCCGAAAUUCUUGAUUUUUCUCAUCGAACACAACAACAAAUAUUUGAUGAUAUUUUAGAUCAACAAGUUCAACAAGAACUUGAAGUUGACAAUCGAAUAAUAAAUUGGAAUAGUGAAGUAACCAAUCGAUUUCAUUCUCGUUUAUAUGCAUUAUGGAAUCGAAAAAACGGUGAUUGUUUAUUAGAUAGUGUUUUACAAGUUUGUCUUGGAGUAUGGGAUACAGAGAAUACAUUACGUCGAGCAAUGGCCGAAUGUUUAGAAAACGGUUCAAAUAAAUUUUUUGAACGAUGGAGUGAAUACGAACGAUUAGUUGCUGAAAAACAACAAUAUAGACAAGAUGAACAUCAAUUACGAAGUGAUUGGAAUGAUGUAUUAACAUUUGCAAAUCAACCUGGUGAAAGUUUAGGACAUGCACAUAUCUUUGCAUUAUCACAUAUACUUCGUCGACCAAUUAUUGUUUAUGGUGUAACAAAUGUUAAAUCUUAUCGUGGUGAAUAUUUUAUUGGUCUUGCUCGUUUUCAAGGUGUCUAUUUACCAUUACUUUGGGAAAUAAAUUUUUGUUCAAAAUCACCUAUAUGUCUUGGUUUUACACGUAAUCAUUUUUCUGCUCUUGUACCUAUGCAAGAACGUAUUCAUAUAACAUCAUCAUCAUCUCGUUCAUCAUCACCAUUAAUUCAUAAUCAUGAUAAUGAUAUUCAACGACCGUCACCAUCUUUAUCACCAUCAUUUAUAAAUCAACAACAACAACAACAGAAUGAUACCAGUGAUAUACAAACAUUUUAUCAUCCAUUAAUGGAUUGUGAUGGAAAUCUUUUACCUGUUCAUUUUCUAACAUCAUCUGAAAUUGGACAUGAACAAGCUAUUCUUCAUCAAUGGCUUGAUUGCGGUUUUACAAAUAAUGGUUUAUUAGUAGCUAAACAAAAAGUUGGAAAACGUCCUCAGGUGUGUCAACAGUCACUCGAUGCAUGGCUUAAUCUUUAUUCGUCGAACAGUGGUGCUCGUCGAAUUGAUUCAUCAUCGAGAUAG
Messenger RNA from Rotaria sordida, 2229 nucleotides. The record is from the annotation of a GenBank genome assembly. NCBI's taxonomy places the organism in Eukaryota, Metazoa, Rotifera, Eurotatoria, Philodinida, Philodinidae.